Vitrella brassicaformis is the source of this 3260-nucleotide messenger RNA. The record is from the annotation of a GenBank genome assembly. Lineage: Eukaryota; Vitrellaceae.
CAGCAUGGCAUGAGGACGAAGAAGAGCAAGCCAUUGCACGAAACAGAGACACCGAGCUCAAUGGAUGAGUGUCAGCACACACCUCUUUCUCCCUGCAGCCAACAAACGAGAAACGCACGCACGCAGCGCAUGGCGUGGUGUUGGGGCGAUGGACGGGGCUGGGGUGUUCUCAUCGGAUGAGUGAGCGUGCCCUUUGUGCAUAGGCAUAUGUGGAUAGAUUCAUGGAGGCGAUUUGGACAAGCGAGUGCAUGGAUGCCAUCUGUCAAUUAUCUCUCCUCGGAUGCAAAAAAAAAACGCACGCAGCGCAUUCAUCAUCAUUCUUCGCAGCGCUCGUGUGAUGCCCACUUUGGCCGAAAGCCUUCGUGUUUUCUCACAUCGGCUUGGUUCCCUUCUUGUCCAGGGUCGACCACCCCGGGUCGAUACAAUGGUGACACACAGGGAUCCUACACCUGAACGAACAAAUCGAAUGAACCUGAACAAACAAAUCGAAUGCACGACAGUCUGCGCAUCUUCUUGUCAACGGGCCAUUACCAGAUGAACGCCGAGAUGGAUGUUGGGUGCUGCACAUGAGUUUGGGUUGGAACGCUUCAGACAAAUAUAAAAUGUAGACAGCGAUAGUUCAUCGCCACCUCUGUCUGCGUCGAGGCGGCUGCGCUAUGUUGUUUGGGGCGGGGGGUGCUGAAAUCAGCCACGGAAGGCCGAGGAGCUACAUCAUACACACACAUAGGUGCAGCAUUGCCGAGGUGGCGAACAUUUAUGUGUGUAGUCCCAAUGCUCACUUACCUCUUGUGCUGUGCUGUGCCCGUGGUAAAGCUGUAGAAUGAAGUAGAUGAGCUCCCCGGACGGCUGGUACGGCAUGAACGACGCCAGCAUGGCCGCCACAGACUGUGGUGUCUGCAAAGCGCGAAAAUAGGAAAGAGAGAGAAGUGUGUGACGUAUGCGUGUGUCUUCAUCUAUCUGUGUGCGUACGUACCGUGAGUGUGGCGAUGCGCUCGAUGGUCUGUGGGUCGGCCCCCAACGCCGUCAACAGCACCUUUCCUGGUCGAUACACACGCACAGAAGGCAAAGCAAAAGGCAUGCGUCCUGCCUGCCUGCAGGUGUCCUCCCUCGUGUGUGGUGCAAGCAGCCCAUCUACCUGUCUUGCGGAGGUCAUCCGCUGCUCCCGAGCCCUGCAGACAGACCAUUGAACACACACAAAAACGGCAAUAACAUGUCCCUCCACCCAGGCUCUUUCCCUCAUUGCAACCUUACCGAGGAAUCGUCAUAGUCUAGGUGGUCCAGGUCGAUCAAGACCGCCCUGGCCUUGAGGACCAUGACGUUGUUAGCCUUGACGUCGCCGUGUGAGAGCCUGCGGUGGUGGAGGAAGCCGAGCGCCUUCGUAGCCGGCCUGAACGGAACCAAGGGAGGGAGAGAAGCAGGUGAGGCUGUUGAUGCGUGUGAUGACGAGUAGAUGAGGCAUCUCAACCGACCGGCACCUGAUGACGCACACAACACAGGAAGGACCACACACAAAGAAGCCGCCUUCACCUCUCUCCCUCUCCCUCCCUCCCUCCCUCUCUCUCUGAUACGAUGCGCGCGUACAUGAGGGUGCCUCGCGGGAUUUCUGCAGUGUUGUUGUACCCCUCACAGAAGUCGUGGAACGUCCGGGUCGCCACCGCGUGAUCGUGUAUUUUGGCUGCGAUGAGGUACACGUCGCCCACCCGCUCCACCUCCGAUGGGUGACGGCACAGUAGUGUCAUGUCAUAUCUAAAGCCAGCCUGCACACGUCCGCACAUCCACACACACACACACACACACACGUCUGGCGCAAGGUGUCACGGAUGACACACUUGGCGCCGGCCUCCGUCUGACAAGCCAGCUCCCCCACGGUCGUCCCUGUAGACACGUACACAGACGCAGGAGAAAGCGGAUGGGAUGGAUGAGUGCUGUGUAUGCUAUGCGAUGCGUGUCUGACGAGACGUACCCCUCAGGAGCUCCAUGACGUACACUGUCCGCCCUCCGACGUUGAAGGAGAAGUAGUAGCGGGGCAGGUGCAGACAGUGUCGGAGUCCUUGCUCGCAAUACAUGCGAUACGUGUGGCGGGCGUACUCCUGACAUGCCGUGCCGCAUAGGCACACAGACAGACAGACAGACAGGCAGAGACAAGCCGUUUAAAGAUGGCAGAUCUGUGUGUUCUCUCUCUGUGCGUCUCGCACACGUACCCCCCCGGCAGACAUGUUCGGGUCGAGGACUUUGACCGCAUACUGCCCCGCCCGCCACACAGACCCCUGGCCGCCGAAGCCGAGCUCUUGUCGGCCUUGAGGCCGUACCGGUAAUAAGGGUACUCCUGCACACAAACGACACAGCAGCAGCUGGUGAGCCGAUUGCUGCCUUGUUGCUGUGAUCUGCCUUGCUUACGGCCACUGCCCUCUCGCCCACGUCGUUCUGCUACUUCUGCGGUGCAGACAGACAGACAGACAGACAAACAGAGAGACAGGGAAUGAUGUGAUGGACACAAACGGAGACGGAAGACCACACAUGAAGGGCGUGUGUGCCUGACUGAUCCCAUGCAGCCAUGUCACGCAGUGCAGCCCAGCUCACCCGCUCCACCUCCUUGUACUUCCUCCUCGUGGCGAUAACCUCCUCCAUCCUUUCCGGCUGGUGCUGCCACCUGCGCCAACGGGCCGCCUCGUCGGCCGCGAUGGCCUCCUCGAGGGACGGCAGGGGCUCAAAGGCAUCGGGAUCUUUGUUUAUUGGCGCAUAGCAAAGCACCUUUUCCAUUGCGCUGCUCAUCGUGCUCCUGAAAGAACAGACAUGGGAAUUCUGUGUGUGUGUGCGGCGGUGGCACAGGCUGACGAGUGUCAUGUGCAUGUGUCAACCGACCGACCUGCUCGAGGGAUGUAUGAUGAUGUCGUCGUGCAUCCCUCGGUACUCGCUGCAGAGCUGUGUCAGUGUGUUGUUGUCAAUACCCACACGGGAGACCGUUGCAGGCAGCCCCGCCUCUGUCCAAUCCACCCAUCCACAGCGCCACGCCGACGGGUGGUCGUGCACCUUCAGACGCACCGCCUUGGCAAGCUGCCCUACCACCGGACACACACAAGAGAACAACGCAACCAAUGUGCGGGGAUGGUCAUCCGGCUUCCUGGCUGCCUCUUCUCUCUGCUCACCUGAUCUCGCAUCAGCUUUACUAUGACACGCCGGGCCGAUUGCUUGCUUCCCGAGAGCCGCUCCGAAAUCUGAGGACGACCCACACGUCUACGAUAUCGAAUUUGCUCAGCCAU